GGCGGGGCGGGGCUUGGGAGAAGCACAAGGUGCCUUUGCGAAGCGUGGGGAGCCGCUGCCGCCGGGUUUCUCCGUGCCGGGAGGCGAGCUGAGCCUCGUCUCGCUGGGCGGGCGGGCGGCGGCGGGAGCAGCCCCUCGGCGGGGCCCUCGGAUGGAAGCGCCGUCGGCGGGGCGGGUCGGGCUCCGGUCCAGGUCCCCGCGCGCCCCUCUCGCCCUGGGCUGGCCCCUGCCCACCGCCGCCCUCUGCGCCUACGGCUUCUUCGCCAACCUCCGGCCCUCCGAGCCCUUCCUCACGCCUUACCUGCUCGGGCCAGACAAGAACCUCACCGAAACCCAGGUCUUCAAUGAAAUCUAUCCAGUAUGGACGUACUCUUACCUGGUGCUGCUGUUCCCUGUCUUCUUGGCAACGGACUUCCUCAGAUACAAGCCGGUCAUCCUCCUGCAAGGACUAAGCCUUAUUGUGACAUGGUUUAUGCUGCUUUAUGCCAAAGGACUCUUGGCUAUUCAGUUCUUGGAAUUUUUCUAUGGACUGGUAACUGCAACAGAAAUAGCCUAUUAUUCCUACAUAUAUAGUGUUGUGGACCUAAACUUAUACCAAAAAGUCACAAGCUAUUGCCGAAGUGCAGCCCUUGUGGGUUAUACUGUAGGUUCUGUCUCUGGGCAGAUCCUGGUGUCUGUCGUUGGCUGGUCUUUUUUCGUUUUGAAUGUGGUGUCUCUCACCUCCGUAUCGGUGGCCUUUGCUGUGGCCUGGUUUCUGCCCAUGCCACAAAAAAGUCUUUUUUUCCAUCACCAUCACUCGCAUGCUCAGGUCAGUAAGGAGACGAAAGUUGUAGAAUGUAGAAAUGGAACAGUCCUCCAAGAUGAUCCUGCCUUAAAGAGGGUGCCUGGGUGGGACGAUGUUGAAUCGAACAUUCCUUUAAAUAUAGAAGAACAUCCCGAAGAGCAACAGGAGCAGAAGGUGGACAUUGGGAAGGUAAUAAAAGAGCUCUGGCAGGAUUUCCUCCAGUGUUACUCUUCUCGAACUCUGCUGUGUUGGUCUGUCUGGUGGGCACUCUCCACUUGUGGCUACUUCCAGGUGGUAAACUACACUCAAGGCCUGUGGGAAAAGGUGCAACCUUCUCAGACCUCAGAGAUCUACAAUGGUGGUGUGGAAGCUGCUUCCACAUUGUUGGGAGCUGUGGCUGUGUUUGGUGCAGGCCAUGUAAAAAUAUCUUGGGCUACUUGGGGUGAGAUCGUCUUAGCCAUGUUCUCCCUGUUAAUUGCUGCGGCUGUGUAUAUCAUGGACACCAUUCGUAACAUCUGGGUGUGCUACACUUCCUAUGUAGUUUUCCGAAUUGUCUAUAUGCUGCUCAUCACAGUAGCAACGUUCCAGAUUGCUACAAAUCUCAGUGUAGAGCGCUAUGCCCUAGUUUUUGGUGUCAACACAUUCAUCGCCCUGGCAUUGCAGACACUGCUAACUUUGAUAGUUGUUGAUGCCAGAGGACUUGGGCUAGACAUAUUUACCCAGUUCAUGAUCUAUGCAGGUUACUUUGCUGUCAUAUCGGUAAUAUUCUUCAUCAGUGGCACAUGCAGUAUUAUCGCAAAUUACCGGAGGAAGGAGAGGAGGAGGAGAAACAACACCACAGAAAAUGGUGCUUAAAAAUGCAGACUUUCAGUUUGUUCAACAUGUCCCCAAGCAAGAGGGAUCUAUUUUAUAUAUGCAGUUUCUUAUUUAUUAAUGUAUUGACAUGUGGUUAUUUCCAAACUGUUACCUGAACUGUACUUGACCAAUAUUUGUACUAUAUUAGUAGCAUAGGUUAGUAACAGAAUGUACUGAACUGUAUCUUACAUAAGUAAGAAUAGUAUUUAUAAAAACAUGGUCUCAGAGAGACAAUUUUGUUCUCUGUAGGGGAGAUCUGACUUGCUGAUUUCCCUCUUUCUCUUGUGACAAACAAGCCAUAAAGCCAUCAGUGGAAUAUGGGUUUUUUAAACUGUCUCUGUCCAUGUUGAUAAUGCUUUUGGAAAACUGAGUCUCUAAGAUACUGGAACUCGAGCAUAGCCAAGAGCUGGAAUCAAUUGUGACCUUCAAGUUGGCAGUGAAAGAACAUCGUCAUGGAGAUGUUGCACUCCUGAAUGUUAAAGAGCUCUCAUUUUCACACACAAAUAUUUUCCACAUUGUUGUAUGUCUUGUCUGCCUUUUGGCAUCUCUAAAGCAGGAGUGGGCAAUGUGGCCCUCCAGAAGUUGUUGUAGUAUACAUCCCAGCAUCUGUCACCACUGGUUAUGGUGAUUAAGGUUAAUGGGAGCUUCAGUACAACAGCACCUGGAGAACUGUACUUUGCUAACCAGUGCACUAAAAGUUUAGUUUUCUGUAAUUGUCCUUGCCCAUUAGAUUGAAGUAAAUAAAAUGAGUGUUGACUUCUGACCUCAUGAAAAUACCGGUUGUACCUCUUAAUUUAUAGACAUGGCGGGUCACUGUGAGCAGAUAUACCAAAUCUAUGUUCCUUUCAAGGCUUUAUUCAGCUCCUGUGUAUAGACAUGUUAACAGUCUGUUAAGCUGUUAUAUUUAAGCUCUUGAUAGUAGACAGUGACUGGAAGAAUGAACCAACAGCAAUAUUGUCUGGCAAAAUCUGCUCAAAUAAAAGAAAUCCUCUUGGAUUUGAAUUUCUGCCCAACUAUUAGUAUUUCAAAUUAUAGACAAAGACGUUGACAACACUGAGUGGAAGUUUGUCGUUAUUGGUAUUUCCUCUGAUUUCCCUGGGCCUGCUUUUUAAAGCUUUGUUGAUGUAAGUUACAUGUAUAUAAUACUGUAUUAUGCUGAGCUGUGAUAAUAUUAGCAGAUGUGUUCAUGUAAAUGCAGCAAAAUCUACAAGGGCUGCUGUGUAGCUUCUAAUAAGGCAGUAUUUUCCAUGUAGAAGGGGAGGAAAAAAAAGCCUUAGGUCUACUUAAAUCUAGUUCAUAGCCCCAGUUAGAGGCUCCAUAACUCUGUGAAAACUUGGUAAGUCAGCAUUUCUUUUAAGUUCUACUAAUUAAAUUGAUCUGCUUCAACUGAGAUUAGCAAUUGGAUUUUAGGCUUAUUAUGAGAAGCUCUUUAUUUUAAGGCCUGUUCCUAGUGUCAUGUGAUAACUGAUCAUUUAAUGUUGUCCUUCAUUAAGUAAGAAUGUUCAUGUGUGAAUAUGAAAUCCCAUUGUAUUAUUGUAUUUUCAGUACUGAACUUGACAGUCUUGUUUGAGAUCCAUCUUCUGAUACACACAAGCAGCAUGCUACUGGUUCCAAGUGUAUAGGGAGCUUGAAAUUGGAUUGGAAUUUAAAUGUUGACCUCUUUAAAGGCUACGGUUCACUAAGAAUACUAAUACUGAUAUAAAUUCAGACAGGUUUAUUCAUACCAUUAGGAUUUUUUAGCUACCUUUGUAACGAGGUCUGUUUAGCGGUCCAAUGGAUGGUGUGUUGUCAAGUGCAACGUCAUGGGAAACAAACAUUUCUUGGUUUAAAACCUGCCUUCCAUCUCACAUUUACAGUUGCCUCAGAUUGAAGAACAAGUAGCCAUAUUCCAGAUGCCUUCUAAAAAUAAAUUAACCACUAUUAACAGGAAAGAGUGAGAACCUAUACCCUGGCAGAUUUGUGAAGCAAAUGAUAAGAUAAUCAAGAGAGAAAGCUGGACUUUUAAUAUGUUUUUUAAAAUGUCUUUAAGACAAACUAGGCAUAAUAUUGUGUGAAUGCAGUUUAUGUGUUUUAUUAACGCACAAGCUUUUUGGAAGCCUGGGCAACUUUAGGACCAAGGAAGAUAAGGAGGGGAAGCUUAGCUUCUCCCCUUGCUAUACAUUCAAUAAAAUUGUCUCCAUCAAGCUGCAUAUAGCACCAUUAGAGAGAUUACUUUCACUGGUGUGCCUUCUUUCCCUGGUACCCUGUUGCUCAUGUUUCCUCUCAGUUGCUAUAACAAAAAAGAUGCACAUUAAGUCCUUUAUCAAGUUAAAAUUGUUUGGCAUUAUGCCUUUCAUCUCUGGGGAAAACUGAAAUAAGGUAUUCCUUGCACAAGAACUGCCUUAUACUACAUGUAACUGGCUAUGCCAUACAUAUCCAGUUUAUUGAAUGUAAGCCUGGAAGUGGUUCCAGGAUCCUCUGCAUUGUUGUGUCAAGCUCAUGUAUUAAUGCGAAAAAAUAUGUCAAGAACUCCAAUACAGCACUAAAAAUAAAACAUGUAAAUGAGACAGUUGUGAGAAAACUUUAUUCUGUCCAAGUUGUAAAACUAUUUUUAUCAAAUAAAAAUAUUUUAUCAUA
This is a messenger RNA of Anolis carolinensis (green anole), 4255 nucleotides long. RefSeq names its product solute carrier family 19 member 2 (gene slc19a2). Gene Ontology annotation, biological process: thiamine transport; transmembrane transport. The transcript has 6 exons. The coding region runs from base 152 to 1639 and encodes 495 amino acids. Gene Ontology annotation, cellular component: plasma membrane. Lineage: Eukaryota; Metazoa; Chordata; Lepidosauria; Squamata; Anolidae. The record is from RefSeq and is a predicted model, not a curated record. Gene Ontology annotation, molecular function: thiamine transmembrane transporter activity.